GGAGGAGCAGCUGAUACAGUGGGAUGGGCCGAGCAGGCGGCGGUGGUGCUGCGGCGAAGCCACUGAGGAAGCCCGGCGGAUAGCGUACGUGGCGGCGCCGAUGGUGGGCGUGUUGAUGUCGCAAUUCCUGGUUCAGGUGUCCUCCACCAUGGUGGUCGGCCACCUCGGCGAGCUCAACCUCGCCGCCGCCGCCAUCGCCUUCUCACUCGCCAACGUCUCGGGCUUCAGCGUCCUUGUAAGUCCUCUUCCUUCCGGCUCUGGUUGCGCAGGGCAAGUUCACCCCCUAGAUGAUGUGAGCAGUGGAAACACCCCACCCAAUCCGUGCUUCUCGGUGCUCCCCUUCCGCUCUUGGUUGGUCUCACCGUCGGCGUCAAUAAGUUCUGUCACUCAGUUGGAAUGGCCAGUGGUCUGGAGACUCUUUGUGGACAAGCCUACGGAGCAAAACAGUAUCAUUCAUUAGGUGUCUAUACCUACAGAGCCAUAUUUUCUCUUCUAAUGGUAUGCCUCCCUAUCUCCCUUGUAUGGGCCUCAAUGGGGAAGCUUCUCCAAUUAGUAGGACAAGACCCUGCCAUAUCUCAAGAAGCUGAGCGAUAUGCUAUAUGGAUGAUACCUGGCCUCUUCGCCUACGCGAUCACUCAACCCCUAAUGAAGUUCCUUCAAUCUCAAAGUCUUAUUUUUCCUAUGCUCCUUAGCUCAGUUUCAACACUGUGCCUUCAUGUUCUUUUUUGUUGGCUUUUGGUGUACAAGUCAAGCUUAUAUAACGUUGGUGCUGCUGUUUCACUAAGUAUAUCAUAUUGGUUGAAUGUACUUAUACUGAUUCUAUACAUAAGGUACUCAGAUUCCUGCAGAUUAACUCGUUCUCCGAUCACAAAGGAGGCAUUUAAAGGCAUUUACGAGUUCUUACGAGUAGCGGUACCAUCAGCAUUGAUGCUAUGCCUUGAAUGGUGGUCUUAUGAACUGCUUAUCUUGCUCUCUGGUCUCUUGCCUUAUCCAAAGCUCGAAACUUCUGUCCUCUCAAUUUGCCUCAACAGUGUUGCACUACUAUAUUCCAUACCAUAUGGGCUUGGUUCUGCAGCAAGCACUCGAGUCUCGAAUGAAUUAGGAGCAUCGAAUCCUAAUGGUGCUAAGUUUGCUGCCCUUGUGUCAAUGUUACUUGCUGUUUUGGAGGCGGUUCUUGUGCUUGCAACUCUCUUAGCCCUGCGCAGAGUGUUGGGUUAUGCAUACAGCAAUGAGGAAGAGGUCGUUAACUAUGUCUAUGAGAUGGUUCCUCUGGUGUGCCUCACAGUAGUCUCAGACAGCAUAUCAGGGAUUCUCUCAGGGGUUGCUAGAGGCAGUGGAUGGCAGCAUUUGGGUGCUUAUGUGAACCUUGGAGCAUUCUAUUUGGUCGGGAUUCCGGUUGCUAUUUUACUUGGUUUUGCAUUGCAUUUGAGAGGGAAAGGCCUUUGGGUGGGCAUUAUGUGUGGCUCCAUAACACAGUCGAUACUUCUUGCGGUGAUAACAAGUUUCACAAAUUGGGAACACCAAGUAAAGUUAGCAAGGGAGCGAGUAUUACAUGAAGAUUACCUUUAGAUAAUGAAUUGAAAUAAAGCGGCCAUCAUCAGUUUCCUUAUAUCAAAAUUUCUACCUCUCGUCCUUCAAAAAAAACAAAGAAAUUAUUUUUCUAAUAUUUCAUAAGAUGAAAGCAUAAAACUAGUGUUUGGUUGAUAUGAAUUAUUAUGGGGGUUAGUUGCUCGCUAUGAUAUGGCUCAUUUUGGGAGAA
Zingiber officinale is the source of this 1759-nucleotide messenger RNA. Its product is annotated as protein DETOXIFICATION 10-like. Gene Ontology annotation, cellular component: membrane. Lineage: Eukaryota; Viridiplantae; Streptophyta; Magnoliopsida; Zingiberales; Zingiberaceae. Gene Ontology annotation, molecular function: xenobiotic transmembrane transporter activity; antiporter activity. The record is from RefSeq and is a predicted model, not a curated record. The transcript has 7 exons. Gene Ontology annotation, biological process: xenobiotic detoxification by transmembrane export across the plasma membrane. The coding region runs from base 397 to 1569 and encodes 390 amino acids.